This is a messenger RNA of Athene cunicularia (burrowing owl), 2662 nucleotides long. RefSeq names its product nuclear cap binding protein subunit 1 (gene NCBP1). Lineage: Eukaryota; Metazoa; Chordata; Aves; Strigiformes; Strigidae. Gene Ontology annotation, molecular function: mRNA binding; protein binding; RNA cap binding. The coding region runs from base 280 to 2346 and encodes 688 amino acids. Gene Ontology annotation, biological process: mRNA export from nucleus; nuclear-transcribed mRNA catabolic process, nonsense-mediated decay; regulation of mRNA processing. Gene Ontology annotation, cellular component: nucleus; nuclear cap binding complex. The record is from RefSeq and is a predicted model, not a curated record. The transcript has 22 exons.
CCCCACAAGAGGCGGAGGACGUCUGAGCCGUCGGAGAUCGAAGAGAGGCUCGAGUCACUCAUCUGCAGGGUGGGAGAGAAGAGUAAUUCAUCUUUGGAGAGCAACUUGGAGGGCCUAGCUGGUGUUUUGGAAGCUGAUCUGCCAAAUUACAAAAGCAAGAUACUAAGAAUACUAUGUACUGUUGCACGUCUGUUACCAGAAAAACUUACUGUUUACACGACGCUAGUUGGGUUGCUGAAUGCCAGAAACUACAAUUUUGGUGGGGAAUUUGUAGAAGCCAUGAUUCGUCAGCUUAAAGAAUGUCUGAAAGUCAAUAUGUAUAAUGAAGCUGUGCAUUUAGUUCGUUUUCUAUCUGAUCUUGUAAAUUGUCACGUAAUAGCUGCACCUUCAAUGGUAGCUAUGUUUGAGAACUUUGUGAGUGUGACACAGGAGGAAGACGUGCCCCAAGUUCGAUGUGACUGGUAUAUGUUUGCAUUCCUGUCAUCUUUGCCUUGGGUUGGAAAGGAGCUAUAUGAGAAAAAGGAUGCUGAAAUAGAUCGUCUCUUGUCUCAGACAGAAAGCUAUUUGAAACGCCGCCAGAAGAUUCAUGUACCUAUGCUACAAGUUUGGACUGCUGAUAAGCCACAUCCGCAAGAAGAGUAUUUAGACUGCCUUUGGUCUCAGAUUCAGAAGUUGAAAAAAGACCGUUGGCAAGAACGACACAUUCUGAGGCCCUACUUAGCUUUUGACAGCAUUCUGUGUGAAGCGCUGCAACACAAUCUGCCUCCGUUCACUCCACCACCUCACACCGAAGAUUCAGUGUAUCCGAUGCCAAGGGUUAUUUUUAGGAUGUUUGACUACACAGAUGACCCUGAGGGCCCUGUCAUGCCUGGCAGCCACUCUGUUGAACGAUUUGUUAUAGAAGAGAACCUUCACUGCAUCAUCAAAUCCCACUGGAAAGAGAGAAAAACUUGUGCUGCACAGCUGUUGAGCUAUCCAGGAAAUAACAAGAUCCCCUUGAACUACCACAUAGUGGAGGUAAUAUUUGCAGAAUUGUUUCAACUUCCAUCUCCACCACACAUUGAAGUCAUGUACACAACACUCCUGAUUGAACUGUGCAAACUUCAGCCUGGCUCUUUGCCACAAGUUCUUGCACAAGCCACGGAAAUGCUCUACAUGCGCUUGGAUACCAUGAAUACCACCUGUGUAGACAGAUUUAUUAACUGGUUUUCUCACCAUUUGAGCAACUUUCAGUUCCGUUGGAGCUGGGAAGAUUGGUCAGAUUGUCUUACUCAGGACCUUGAAAAGCCCAAACCCAAAUUUGUGAGAGAGGUUUUGGAGAAAUGCAUGCGACUCUCCUACCAUCAGCGAAUAAUAGACAUUGUUCCUGCAAGUUUUUCAGUCCUCAGUCCUGCUAAUCCAGUGUGCAUUUACAAAUACGGAGAUGAAAGUAAUAGGUCUCUUCCUGGAUAUACUGUGGCACUUUGUUUAACAAUUGCAAUUAAAAAUAAGGCCAGUAAUGAUGAAAUCUUCAGCAUUUUAAAAGAUGUGCCUAAUCCAAACCAGGAUGAUGAUGAUGAUGAAGGAUUUACCUUCAAUCCUCUGAAAAUAGAAGUCUUUGUUCAGACUCUGCUCCAUCUAGCUGCAAAGUCCUUCAGCCACUCCUUCAGUGCCCUGGCAAAGUUUCAUGAAGUCUUCAAAACGCUUGCUGAAAGUGAUGAGGGAAAACUCCAUGUUCUGAGGGUUGUAUAUGAGGUUUGGAAGAAUCAUCCACAGAUGAUUGCUGUGCUUGUGGACAAGAUGAUUCGGACACAAAUUGUUGACUGUGCUGCAGUAGCAAACUGGAUCUUCUCUUCAGAGCUUGCACAUGAUUUUACUAGGUUUUACAUCUGGGAGAUACUACAUUCUACAAUUCGUAAGAUGAAUAAGCAUGUUCUGAAGAUUCAGAAAGAACUGGAGGAGACUAAGGCAAGAUUGGCCAGGCAGCACAAAAGACGAGACAGUGAUGAUGAUGAUGACGAUGAUGAUCGAAGCAGUGAUCGGGAAGACGGACCGCUAGAAGAGCAGAUAGAGCGCUUGCAGGAAAAAGUGGAGUCAGCCCAGAGCGAGCAAAAGAAUCUCUUCCUUGUUAUAUUCCAGCGUUUCAUUAUGUUGUUAACUGAGCACUUAGUGCGCUGUGAGACUGGUGGAAUCGAUGUAUUUACACCUUGGUACAAGAGCUGUAUAGAGAGGCUGCAGCAGAUCUUCCUGCAGCAUCACCAGAUAAUCCAGCAGUACAUGGUGACCCUAGAAAACCUCCUGUUUACAGCUGAACUGGACCACCACAUACUGGCUGUGUUUCAGCAGUUCUGUGCUCUGCAGGCCUGAGGAUUAUUCACAGACAGAGUCUCGUCUGGAGGACUUAAUCGAGUUUAAAUUUUUUAAUGGGAAAACUUGACAUGGGGAUGGAAGAAAUCUUUGACUUAAAACUAGCUUUCAUUGCUCCUAUAUAAAACAGUACAGUACUCUAACCAACAGCAAACUGUGUAAGCAUCACAAGCCUUACAAGAUGUGACUGAUAGGGGAUAGACAUGGAGUAAUGUAUUAAUUCUUUUUGUUGUCUUUUGGUUUGAUUCUUGACUUCAUGAUAGUAUUUUUGUUUCUUCCCUGUUGUUUAUAUAAAAUUACCUCAGCCUACCCAACA